Molecule: messenger RNA, 3755 nt
Organism: Hemibagrus wyckioides
Lineage: Eukaryota; Metazoa; Chordata; Actinopteri; Siluriformes; Bagridae
Gene: sgpl1
Product: sphingosine-1-phosphate lyase 1
Exons: 14
Coding region: 253-1971 (572 amino acids)
Biological process (GO): sphingolipid catabolic process; carboxylic acid metabolic process
Cellular component (GO): endoplasmic reticulum
Molecular function (GO): sphinganine-1-phosphate aldolase activity; pyridoxal phosphate binding
Source: RefSeq, a predicted model, not a curated record
ACACUGCACUGAUCUCUAGCUCAGUGUUUUAGGGCGAGCUUGCGUGCCUGAGGACAAUCAUUUGGCUUGUAGAUCUGUGCAAAGCGGCUCUGCCUACCGGUGUGCACUUCCUGAGGUCGAGCCCGUGAUUGUUAUGUAGCUCAAUCGACCGUGGCUCUUUAUACACAACGCAAACAAAAGAACUCAGCAGUUGACUUUUCACUCCGGCAUCAGCGGCGCCUGUUUUCCACUGAUCUGAAUUAAAGGAGUAACAUGGACUACACGAGUGCUCUGGAGGUGUAUAAGGAGAUGCUCCUGCUGUACUGUGAGGAGAUUCAGCACUACAUCAACUCAAUGUGUGCUGGUUUGGAGCCAUGGCAGAUCAUUGCAUCAACGUUAGUGUCUACUCUUGCGGCAGUAUGGCUCAAAGACUUCCUGUUCCAGAAGGAGAGUCUGCUGUCUAGAACUAAGAAACAGUGCUUUCGACUCAUCAGAAAAAUCCCAUUCGUAGGCGCAUCAAUUCAGAACCAGCUGAACAAGGCUCUAGAUGACAUGUCAAUGAGCCUGUGCACACUGAAGGAAGGAAUGAGCUACAUGAAGUGCUUGCCUACACAGGGCCUCACGCAGAAACAAGUCCUAGACAGCAUCAGACAGUACCAGUCACUGAAUGAAGUGCAGUGGUCCAAAGGCAAGGUUUCAGGGGCAGUCUACUGGGGAGAUGAAAAGCUCACAGAUCUUCUGGUGAAGGUAUAUGGUGAGUUUGCUUGGAGUAAUCCCCUCCACCCGGAUAUCUUUCCAGGCGUGAGAAAGAUGGAGGCAGAAGUGGUGCGGAUGACGUGUACUCUCUUCAAUGGUGGACCUGAGUCAUGUGGCACAGUCACUUCUGGUGGAACUGAGAGCAUUUUGAUGGCCUGUAAAGCAUACAGAGACCUGGCUUAUGAACGAGGAAUCAAAUAUCCAGAGAUACUUGCACCAGUAAGUGCUCAUGCAGCAUUUGACAAGGCAGCACACUACUUUGGAAUGAAACUGAUUCAUAUACCUUUGGAUAAGAAGACUAUGAAAGUCGAUGUAAAGGCCAUGAAGAGAGCCAUCUCUAAGAACACAGCCAUGCUGGUUUGCUCUGCUCCUCAGUUCCCUCAUGGGAUCAUUGACCCCAUUGUGGAAGUAGGGAAGUUGGCGGAAAAGUACAACAUUCCCUUCCAUGUGGAUGCCUGCUUGGGUGGGUUCCUUAUAGUAUUCAUGGAAAAGGCUGGAUUCAAGCUGGAGCCAUUUGACUUCCGAGUUAAAAGCGUCACAAGCAUUUCAGCAGACACGCAUAAGUAUGGCUAUGCACCCAAAGGCUCCUCAGUGGUGAUCUACAGAGAAAAGAAAUAUCGUCACUACCAGUACUUUGUAGCCCCUGAUUGGCAGGGAGGAAUUUACGCAUCUCCCUCAAUAGCUGGUUCUCGGCCUGGUGGGAUCAUUGCUGCCUGCUGGGCCACUAUGAUGCAUAUGGGAGAAAGUGGCUACGUGGAGGCCACCAAGAAGGUUGUUCAGACAGCCCGCACCAUUGCAGCAGGCGUCCAUAAAGUGGAGGGACUGUUUGUGUUUGGAAAGCCAGAAGUCUCAGUGGUGGCUUUAGGUUCCAAUGUAUUUGAUAUAUUCCGUUUAUCCAAUGCACUCACAUCAAAAGGCUGGAAUCUCAAUACUCUCCAGUUCCCAUCCAGCAUCCAUAUUUGUGUAACUAUGCUGCACACACAGCCUGGUGUUGCAGAGCAAUUCAUCAAAGAUGUAAAGGAGGAAGUAGCAAAAAUUAUGAAAAAUCCCAAAGAGAAGACCACUGGAAUGGGAGCAGUUUAUGGCAUGGCCCAGACCAUCCCUGAUCGGUCGAUGGUGACGGAGGUGUCAUGCGGCUUCCUGGACUGCCUCUACAGCACUGAGGUUAAAAAGGUCCAAAAAAACCACUAUACCAGCAAGAAGAACCACAUGAAUGGGAACUCAAAGUCACACUGAGUCUAGCAUGACUGCUGGGGUCUGUGCCUACAGCUGCCCUAGGGCUGCUCAUCACAUUUACAUACUGUUUUGUUUUGUUUUGUUUUUUGUCCGUCAUUUCAAUCACUCACUUACUUAUUUCUAGAUACCACACAAGCCAUAUAACCCCAUUCACUUUGGGCAUUUUUUUGCUGUAGAUAAAACUGUCCAUAAAAUCUGUGGUAUCAAUGUCAGCGCAGAAGGUUCAGGGACUGUUAGUUUUUUUCCAACAAGUGUCUUUAUAUCUUCAGUUUUUGUUAUAUAGAUGUGUUGACACUUCUCCUUUCACAUUCCUCCAUCCAUUUUGUUGGAGGUAAAUGCUCCAGCUGAGCUCUCAGGUUAUCACUGAUUAAACCAUUCGUUGAGUUUUAAGUACAUUUAGUACUAAUAGAAAUUUUUAUUGCUAACUGCAAAAUUAAUGUCCCUUAAAAUAUUUCAGUUCACUUUUCAAAGUACAUUUGUCACAGACAGUGACGUCAUGCAAGCAAAACUGUAAAAACGUUUUAAGUUAAGAAGCUUUUAAAUUUUCGCAUCCAUUAUUUGUGCUGGUGAAGAUAUUGAAGAUAUAAUCAGAUAACUGUGCAGCUUUAUUAGUGUUGGUGAGAACAUGAAAAUGGACUAAAGAACAUGUUUAGUUUUUCUUUUAAUAAAAUAUUUCCAUCAUCUAAUGAAACUUGAAGUACUACUCAGGUGUGCUUGAAUUGAACAAUUUCUCAUUUUAAUAGAUACAACAAAAAAAAACAAACAAAAAAAACUUGUUCAUUAUAAUUGAAGCAAAUUAGAUGAUGGGAAAUUCAUGUCUUAAUUCUAAAAUCUCCUCAAUAUGAUUUAUUGGUAUUUCUGAGAUGGAUCCUGCCCCCACAUUAUGUCUACCUCAGAAUUCGUUCCAAUUUUAAUACAUUUCAACUUUUUCUUUAUAAACACAAUAAUUGGAAUAAAUGUUCUCAUCCCACAUAUUAAUUAUUCAACCUACUGGCCAAUUAAUACAAUGAGAAAUUGUUUGAAAUCCAUGGGAGAGGCUUGGGAGAAGGAUAAUUUUAAAGGAAAAAUCCUUACUGGGAGAAAUUUGAUAUUUUAAUGACUUCUUAUCCUAGAAGGACACGUGUGUAAGAAAUAAUUGUUAAGUGUUGUUGAAAAAGGGAAAGGAGCUCUUGGAUCAGUAGUGAGAUGAUGAAGAUACGGUACCACUGAAUCAUGACUGCAGACCUCACCAGCUGUUUUAAUUCUGUAUGUAUUCAUAAUGUUUGUGACCACUAUGUGUGUUUUUACAUUAUGUUUCACUAAUAUAGGGUCUCGUAUUUCAAUAAUGUAAUUAUUAUUAUUAUUAUUUUUAAGUGUGUUUAUAAAUGUUAUCACAGGGCUACAAUGGUUCAUAACAUCAUAAUAUUUAGGUUUACGGUUGAUGUGCAAAGUUCCACGACUUGUAAUAGCAAGACUAUUUUUAAAUCUUAUUUUCAUAUCCAGUAUUUUAUAAUUAAAGCAGUUGUCCCUUUGAUUCCACAGAAACACUUUAAAAGCACCGAGCUAAUCGAUAUUACUACCCAAUAGUGAGGCAUCUUCAUUAUUGAAAUCUGAAGUAUCCAUUUGACGUUCAUGGUUAUGAUUAUCUGUAGCUAAUGACCCACGCUGUUCACGUGUAUGUCUUUUGGCAGGCUCUAGUGCAGUGUUUAAAUCAGCCUCAGGGAGAGGGCCUUUUCCAAACCGUACCAUAUCCACUUACCAUACUACCCUGUUCAUGCAAACAAUAAAGUUGUAUUUUAAAAAUC